AUGGAUGAUUUGUUCAUAGAGCUAAAUAAUGACUGCAAUGCUGUUGGAUCAGCAACUUGGGAUUUCAAUGGUCAUCAUGUUGCUGCAUCAAUAUAUGGUCCAGAUGAAUCAUCAAUUCAGAAAUCUUUAACCCAUCGAGCCUAUGUUGAUGUCAUUGUCACCCCCCAGUUUGGAAUGCACACUCCUAGGGAAAGUGAGCUUGAGGUUUUUUUAGUUCAACUGGCGUCCAGGCUUAUUGAUGUGAAAGCAUUUCCUAGAUCUAAGUUUACUAUUCGUAUUACUAUCGUUGCUGGUGACUCCUUGCAUCCUUACACAGUUAGCUCGGCUUGCAAUGCAAUUUCCUUGGCACUCAUGCAAUCCGGCGUUUCUAUGCGCGCUAGCAUCGCAGCUGUAAAUGCUCGUUUCACAUCAAAUGGUAUAUCCCCUUCAUCUACUUCAAAUGACAAAGACAUUGGAAAUGUUGGAAUGCUGAUAACCCUCUGUAUGGACAUAACUUCUAUUUCUGCUCAUUUGACUUCUUCGAGGGCUAGUCUCCUAUCACAGGAUGACAGCAUUCUCAAGAGUGACGAUAAUUUGUCAACUGGCUUUGGCGUAUUUGCCAUGUUCUUCGGUCAAGAGUAUGCAAUGGGUUCCAGUAAUAAAAAUAUCAAUACUGAUUCCUUCAGGAGCAUUCCGCAUUCUCACAAUAAAGAAAGUCCGGUUUCUCCAGAACACCUUUCUGCUCUCUUUAGGUUUAGCUCUGAUUUUUUCGAUUCAUCUCGAGACGAAAAUGUACCUCAAGUUUCUCGUGAUGGCUUACUUUCAUUACACAAAAAGGCCUACGAAAUUGCAAAUAUUAUGAUCAUUCAGCUAAUAUCUGCUUCUUCAUUAACCUAA
Messenger RNA from Protopolystoma xenopodis, 876 nucleotides. The record is from the annotation of a GenBank genome assembly. Lineage: Eukaryota; Metazoa; Platyhelminthes; Monogenea; Polystomatidea; Polystomatidae.